AUGGCCCUGCCUUCUCAGGCACACAGCGCCACAGCAGCCCUGCUCACCCAGGUGCAGCGCCUCGCAGGACACCGCCACGGCUCCAUCUUCUCCUGCACCACCUUUCUGGUGAGGUCUAAACCGAAGCGGCCGCUCAAGGCCAGGGGGAAGCUGUUGGAGAAGACUGGGCUGUGCAGCGAGAUCGCCUUCACCCGCUACGCGGUCUCCGGGAGGAAGCCGGGGCCGGACCCACAGCUGUGGAUGUCGGACGCUCGGCUGGGCCGGGUGCCGGUGAUAUACCGGCCCCGCACGCCUCCUGCCGCCACCUUCCACGGCGGCGGCUGGCUGUACCGCAGCAUCGAUUCCCAUGAAAACAUCUGCAGUUACACUGCCAGGGAACGUAACUCGGUGGUUGUACUAAUUGGGUACCGUUUAGCCCCUGAACACAAAUACCCUGAUGCAUAUGAAGACUGUCUUAUUGCCACCAUACACUUCAUGAAGAAUGCAGAGCACUAUGGCGUGGAUCCUGCCAGUGUCUGUGGGGACAGUGCUGGGGGCAAUCUGGCAGCUGCUGUUAGCCAGACCCUUGCAGGUAGAUCAGACCUCCCCAGCCUGCGUGCUCAGGUCUUGAUCUACCCAGGCCUGCAGGCCCUGGACUUCAAUUUACCAUCCUAUCAGCAGAAUCAGGGAGUCCCUCUCUUAUUCCAAGAACAUGCCGCUCUCUUUGCUUUGCAGUACCUCAAUGGGCAUGCACUGCAUAUGCAAGAAGCCUUGGAGGGCUCUCAUAUUCCUCCAGAUAUGAGGCUGAAGUAUAGGAAAUGGGUAAGUCCAGAUCACAUCCCCGAAAAAUUUAAGGGCAGAGGUGUGAAGCCAUGUAAAUCCACUGAUUUUAUUGCUGAAGUGAAGAGAUUCUGUGAGCCCAACCUGUGCCCGCUGCUGGCCGAAGAUGCUGUGGUUCAGUCUUUCAUCCUGACUUGUGAGUAUGAUGUGCUGAGGGACGAUGGCUUGCUUUACAAGAAGAGACCGGAGGACAAUGGUGUUCCAGUGACCUGGUACCACCUCGAGGAAGAAUUCCAUGGAAUCAUAAGCCUCUAUGGUUACUGUGGUUUGUCAUUCCCAUCUGGAAAAAUGGGAUUGGACAGAAUUGUUAAAUUCAUAAAAGGCCUGUGAAAA
Messenger RNA from Pezoporus occidentalis (night parrot), 1152 nucleotides. RefSeq names its product arylacetamide deacetylase-like 4. The record is from RefSeq and is a predicted model, not a curated record. NCBI's taxonomy places the organism in Eukaryota, Metazoa, Chordata, Aves, Psittaciformes, Psittacidae. Gene Ontology annotation, molecular function: lipase activity.